AUGUUUGUGCAACAACUAGAAUCCUCCAUCACUUGUGUAUUGAUCUAUGUUGAUGAUAUCAUUGUGAUUGGGAGUUGUAUAGAAGUCAUCACUACAGUUACUCAGAAGCUCAACUCAGCCUUUGUAUUGAAGGACAAGAGAGAGCUUCACUAUUUCUUGGGAAUCCAAGUGAACAAGACUAAUGAUAGGGGAUUAAUGAUGUCUCAAGACAAGUAUGUGCAAGACUUGCUUGCAAAAGUGAGUAUGAGUAACUGUAAAUCAUGUGCUACACCAUUGUCAUCUACUCUGAGAAUUUAUGCUACAGGAGGAGCUAUGUUUGACAAUCCUCAUCUAUAUCAUUUUGUGGUAGGAAGUCUGCAAUAUUUGACUAUGACAAAGCCUGACUUGGCAUACAGUGUAAAUAAUCUUGCUCAAUUCAUACAAAAGCUGUAG
Molecule: messenger RNA, 432 nt
Organism: Arachis duranensis
Lineage: Eukaryota; Viridiplantae; Streptophyta; Magnoliopsida; Fabales; Fabaceae
Exons: 1
Coding region: 1-432 (143 amino acids)
Source: RefSeq, a predicted model, not a curated record